AUGCCAGUUCAAAGUUUCAAGAAACUUGUCAUCUCCGUGGGCGGGACGUUUCCCAAUCUGAGACAGGCGGACUUAAAAGCGCUCAUUGAGAAGAAUGGAGCGACGUUCAGCACGUCGGUCACGGAUGAUUGUACCCAUCUGGUGACCACUGAGAAGGAUGUGGAGAAGCAAACUACCAAAUACAAACAAGCUUCCCAGCUCGCCAAUUGUCAUAUCGUGCCACUUGUGUGGCUUCUUGAAUCAGACCAAGCCAAGAAACCGUUAUCGGAGUCAAAGUAUUCUUUCGGCCAAUCCAAUCAGACGUCCCAGACAGACGAUGACACACAGGACAAGACUGCGGACGGUACCGCCUCUCUUCCUGCAGACAACAAGCGUACUACCAGGAAGCGAGGCGCGGAUGCGGCUUCUGCUGUAAACGAUGCUGACAAAACAACAAACGACACCCAGAAGAAUGGAACAAAUGGCAAAGCCAAGUCCUCUAAGGAUAAGAAGCCUGAAGCCAAGAAGCGAGGCGCGGAUGAAGACCCUGUGAAGAAAGAGUCCAACAAAAAGACAAAGGACAUCCAAAAGACAACCAUAAAGGCCCUUAAUGUCCCAAUCGAUGAUGGAUUCGAGGAACUGGGUAAACUAAAGGACCCCAAGGUCUACAUUGACAGUGCAGGCCUCAUCUGGGACGCUACCCUGAGCCAGACUGUGGCAUCCAGCAAUGCCAACAAGUUCUAUCGCGUUCAACUGUUGGUCGGUACAAACUCGAAGUACUUUACCUGGACACGGUGGGGUCGAGUUGGGGAGCAUGGGCAGUCAGCCUGUCUCGGGGACGGUGGUUUGGCGGCCGCGUUGCAACAUUAUGAGAAGAAGUUCAAAGACAAGUCGGGCCUCAAAUGGGAGAACCGGCUCGAUACUCCUAAAAACGGAAAGUACACGUUCCUUGAGCGCAACUACGAGGAGGAUGAUGAUGAGGAAGAGCCCGUUAAAAAGGAGAAAACUAUCAAGGAAGAAGAGGAUAACCCCCCGGUCGAGAGUGCUUUAUCCAAAGGGCUUCAAAACCUCAUGUCUUUCAUCUUCAACAAACAAAACGUCCUCGAUACAUUGGCCGCAAUGUCCUACGAUGCCCACAAACUGCCAUUGGGGAAGCUGAGCGACAGGACAUUGAAAAGUGGAUUCUUGGUUUUGAAAGAUAUUUCCGAGCUCAUGACUACACCAACAUUGGCACAAGAAAAACAUGGACUAUCAUAUGGUGAUGCCAUAGAGGCAUUAAGCAACCGAUACUUUACCUUGAUUCCCCACGUCUUUGGUCGCCAUCGACCCCCGACCUUGAAUACGAACGUGCAGAUCAAGAAAGAAAUCGAUUUGCUGGAGGCACUGACCGACAUGGACGUUGCGAAUGAAAUCAUGGUAUCGUCCAAGGAAGACCACGAUGAAACCCACCCACUAGAUCGCCAGUUCCAGAGUCUGGGUAUGGAGGAGAUGACAGAACUGGACCACAAAUCAAACGAGUUCGUCGAACUCGAGAACUACCUCCAGAACUCUCGCGGGCAGACACACAGCAUGAACUACAAGGUCGUGAACAUCUUCCGCAUCGAGCGGCAAGGCGAAAACGACCGCUUCAACGCAUCCCCCUAUGCCAACAUCCCAAACAGCGACCGCCGUCUCCUCUGGCACGGAUCCCGCAGCACAAACUUUGGUGGUAUUCUCAGCCAAGGUCUUCGCAUCGCACCACCCGAAGCACCCGUCAACGGAUACAUGUUCGGCAAGGGUGUGUAUCUAGCUGAUACAUCUAGCAAAUCCGCAAAUUACUGUUGUCCUUAUAACAGUCGGGGGAUGGGAUUACUUCUCCUCUGCGAUGCAGAGCUCGGUUCCCCCAUGCUAGAGCUUGGAAGUAGCAACUACAACGCUGGCGAGCUAGCGCAUGCUGAGGGCAAAAUUGCGACACUCGGCAAGGGGUCGAGUGUUCCUGGUGGGUGGAAGGAUGCUGGAUGUUUGAAUCCAGCGUUGGAGGGUGUGACGAUGCCUGAUGUGGCUAUCGGCAACACCCAGAGUGGAAGUCAAUGUCUGUACUACAAUGAGUACAUUGUGUAUGAUGUUGCGCAGAUCCGACAGCGGUAUUUGUUCCAAGUCAAGAUGAACUGA
Molecule: messenger RNA, 2130 nt
Organism: Penicillium verrucosum
Lineage: Eukaryota; Fungi; Ascomycota; Eurotiomycetes; Eurotiales; Aspergillaceae
Exons: 5
Coding region: 1-2130 (709 amino acids)
Molecular function (GO): NAD+ poly-ADP-ribosyltransferase activity
Source: RefSeq, a predicted model, not a curated record